AUGCAAAAUGACAAGAUUGUUGUGGAAGUCGAUGAGUACUUCCUUACUAAAGCAAGCACAGAGCUCGCAGCAGCCGGCUGGCCCCUGCUCCACUGUAACCAUUGCGACUGGAAGGCGGUGAUCAAAAAUGCAGAUAUGUUGGAAGAGAUGCAACAGGACUCGGUGGAGUGCGCUACUCAGGCGUUGGAGAAGUAUAACAUAGAGAAGGAUAUUGCGGCCUAUAUCAAGAAGGGGUUUGACAAGAAGUACAACCCCACUUGGCACUGCACUGUGGGCCGGAACUUCGGUAGUUAUGUGACACACGAAACCAAACACUUCAUCUACUUCUACCUGGGUCAGGUGGCCAUUCUUCUGUUCAAAUCUGGUUAAAAGCAUGGUCUGUGCCAAACACCCAGUGAUCCAUCCAAAAACAAGGACUGCAUCCUAAAUUCCAAAUACCAGAGACUGAAUCUUCAGCCUUGCUAAGGGAACACCUCGUUUGAAUCUGUUGUGUUUUGUACAGGGCAUCAUUCUCUGUACAAGUUUGUGGUUAUAAAAUUAGUAAAACAGCU
Molecule: messenger RNA, 551 nt
Organism: Grammomys surdaster
Lineage: Eukaryota; Metazoa; Chordata; Mammalia; Rodentia; Muridae
Product: dynein light chain 1, cytoplasmic-like
Exons: 2
Coding region: 1-369 (122 amino acids)
Biological process (GO): microtubule-based process; cilium assembly
Cellular component (GO): cytoplasmic dynein complex
Molecular function (GO): dynein light intermediate chain binding; dynein intermediate chain binding
Source: RefSeq, a predicted model, not a curated record